AUUUUCUUUCUUUCCAGGUUUUAAGCAACUCAGUCAUGUCCGACCCAUUUGCACCCCAGCACAACUUCACCAGAAAAGCACUGGACUCAUCUCUUCUCUCUCUUCAUUUAUUACUAUUGUUCAAGAAAAAGAAAAAUGUUUUUGGGUUCUUAAAGUCAAGAACUGCUGAAGAGAGAGCAUCAAGAAAAACGAAUGGGUUUUCUUUUGGUUGAUUUGGGAAACCCUAGCUAUGGAGUGGGGUUUGCAGUUUUAUAUGAGGUUGUGGGUUUUGUGGAUUCAGAUCUGGAGGGUCAAAAGAAAAGAACCAAAAGAAAAGAAAAAGAGGGACACUGGAGAGACUGACAGAAGAGAGUGAGCACACACAGGCAAUUGUAUGAGGCCAUACCAUUGCAGAGGUGCGUGCUCACCUCUCUUUCUGUCAGCUUCCCACUUGCAAGUGUUUCCUCACAACUUCCUUAAACCUUUAUUUUGAUUCUUGAUUCUUGAUGCAUACAACACUCAAACUGCUCAUAAUUAAUUCUUGGUUCUUGAUAUGCGCACAAACACAGCCUAUUUCUUGCUUGCUUCUUCUUCUUCUUCUUCUUCUUCUUCUUCUUCUUCUUCUUCUAUUUAUACUGCUACUAAUAAAGACUUGUAUUUCUCUCUCUAGAAAAAUAGAAAUCUCCUCCGCAUGUCCUGGUUACCAUACCCUUCCAGUCCAGGAAGGACACCUUUCUUUAUGGCACCUUCUGCUUUAUGGAACCUUUCUUUCUUUCUUUCUCGUCACAGGCACUCAAAAAUUAUAUAUUUCUUUUGGAAGCACCGAGCCGGUGGCAAUGACGGGGAAUGUUGUUGAGUUGAUCAGAGGUCAGGUCUUUCUAUCAUUAAUUGGUUAUAUAUAUAUAUAUACAUAAAGAAAAAUUAAACCACUUGACUGUUUGUGAUGAUAUAUUUAUAUAUUAUAUUUAAAAACUUGUCAUGGAGCUUCGAAGCGUGAUUUUCCAUGGUCCUCUUUGGUAGAGGAAAGGACCAUGCGAGUAUUCUUUGAAGGGACAUUUAUUCCUGCAGCAAACUGCAGCUUUCGAGUUGUCUCUCAUCUCAUGGACUCUUUUCUAGUAGACAAAAUGGGACCCUUAUCAAAAUGGGUCUCUGCUAAGGUGCCAAAUAUGGGAAGGAUUUCUUGUUCCCUUUUAUGGUCAGAUAUGCGCUAUUCUAUGGCUAAAAGGGAAGUUUUUGCUGAGAAUUUCCAUGUUCACAGCACUUAUUGUUUUGUUUGGCUUUUGCGGGAACUGCUUCUUUUUGCUGCUGCCUCCACGAAACAGGAACAUGAGCGGGAAAGAUAUUGUGAGCAUGAUUUCGAGUGGUGGAACUGUUGUGAUCGAAGAAGUUUCAGAUUCAAAUAGCAGCACUUAUCCAUCACUGGCGAGCAAACAUGCAAGGAAUGAUAACAACAGUAUCUCCACUUCCAAAUUCAGAGGUGUUGUAGCACAUCAAAGUGGGCACUGGGGCUGUCAAAUAUAUGCCAAUCACCAACGUGUUUGGCUUGGGACCUUUAAAUAUGAGCAGGAAGCUGCUAUGGCUUAUGAUAGUGCAGCACUAAAGCUUCGAAGUGGUGAUUCUCGCAGAAAUUUUCCAUUUACUAAUAUCACUGUUGAAGAGGAAAACUUUCAAAGUUCUUAUAGUACUGAAGCAGUGCUCAGCAUGAUAAAGGACAGUACUUACCGGUCCAAGUUUGCUGAUUUCUUGAGGACUCGUGCCCAAAAUUUUGAAGCUGAUCUUAGCCUUAAGCUUAUGAAGACACAAAGCAGUAGAAGACUAACGUGCAAGCAACUGUUUCAAAAGGAGCUUACACCAAGUGAUGUUGGCAAGCUUAAUAGACUUGUCAUCCCCAAAAAAUUUGCUACCAAGUUCUUCUCACCAUUGUCAGAAGGUGUCCAAGAAAAUGCUGCCGAUGUUCGGCAGCUAUCUUUCUAUGACAAGGCAAUGAAGUUGUGGAAAUUUAGAUAUUGUUAUUGGAGGAGCAGUCAGAGUUAUGUCUUCACAAGGGGUUGGAGUGGAUUUGUAAAGGAAAAGCAAUUAAAAGCUAAUGACAUCAUUUGUUUUUGCUUAUGUGAGUGCAGAGAAAACUCAAAAGUUACUCAAGCAUACUACAUGAUUGAUGUGAACAAUGGUGGACAUGGACACAGCAGUAGCUUGUUGGAGUUGGGCAACGAAAGAGUUGACAUGGGCAUGGAGUUGCAGCUUCACCUUGGCCAAAGAUGUGCACAAGAUUGCAUGGAGGAGGAAAAUGUUGAAGGAGAUGAUGGAUUGAUGGUUGCCAAGCCAAGAAGUGAGGAUUCACAUACAAAGAGUUUCAGACUCUUUGGUGCUGAAAUCAUCUGAGAGGGUCUAAGACGAUAUUUAGUCUCUUUUUGUUAAAUUUUUGGGCCAGAAUUUUAAUAUGGCCACCUAAUGAUGAUCUAAUCAGCAGAAUUUAGGGUAAA
Messenger RNA from Hevea brasiliensis (rubber tree), 2462 nucleotides. RefSeq names its product AP2/ERF and B3 domain-containing transcription factor At1g50680. The transcript is spliced from 4 exons. Bases 1228 to 2361 code for a protein of 377 amino acids. Gene Ontology annotation, molecular function: DNA-binding transcription factor activity; DNA binding. The record is from RefSeq and is a predicted model, not a curated record. Lineage: Eukaryota; Viridiplantae; Streptophyta; Magnoliopsida; Malpighiales; Euphorbiaceae. Gene Ontology annotation, biological process: regulation of DNA-templated transcription.